AUGAAAAAAAAUGUUUCUGAUAUUUGUCAAACACCUGUUUGUCUUGAUGCUGCUUCAAGACUAUCACAUGACAUGGAUCCAAGUGUUAAUCCUUGUGAUGAUUUUUAUGAAUUUACCUGUGGAGGAUUUUUAAAUUCCACUGAUCUAAAAAUUGACUCACAACGAAUUGAUAAAUUUACUGAACUAAAAAGUAAAUUUCUUAAAACAAUUACAACAAUACUAGAAGAAGAUAAUUCAAUAAAUAAGAACAAUAAAUAUUUAAAACUUGUCAAAACUUUAUACAAAACAUGUAAUAAUAAAAAAGAUAGUAUAUGGGAUUUUUUGGGAUCAAUUGAUAAUUGGCCAGUGUUAGGAUCCCAAUGGAAUGAAAGUGAAUUUGAUUUCGACAAAUUAAUAUUAAAAAUUGGUAACACAACACAAUGGAAUAAUUAUUUUUUUGAAUUUUCAUCUGUUGGUGAUGGUUAUCCAAUUGUUGUUGAUCCAUAUCCAUCUGAUUUGAGUUGGGAGGAUUUUGGAGGAUCUCAUCAAGCCAGCACCAAAAUAAAUGAAUACUACAACAACAUAAUUAAAAAAGUACAAUUAAUUGGUGUACCUGCAUAUAAUCCCAACUAUACAGAUGAUUUUAAAAAAAUUUUUGAUAUAGAAAUUGAACUAGGACGUGUAAGACUUUCAGAAGAACAAAAAUUACAUUCAACUUUUGAUACAAUUGAAAUGACACUCAAUGAAUUAACAAGUGAUUUUUCUUUUUUUAAUUGGCAACAAUAUAUUAAUUAUCUUCGUGGUUAUCCAGUUGAUUUAUCAACAAUUAUUGUCAUUCUGAUUUCAUAUAUGAUGUUGCAAGAUGAUUUUUUCGACUCUGAAAAACCAAACUUCAUGAAUUAUGGAGCACUGGGUUCUAUGAUAGGCCACGAGAUAACACAUGGUUUUGAUUUUAAUGGAAUGAAUUUUGAUGGAGAAGGUCAUUGGAGCAACUCACAGUGGACAGAAUUAUCAAAAAAUAAUUUUUAUAACAAGUCCAAGUGUAUCAUUGAACAAUAUAAUAACUUUGCUGUUCCAGAAGUUGGAUUAAAUGUAAAUGGAGGUAUUAGUCAAGAUGAAAAUAUUGCAGAUAAUGGUGGAAUAAAAGCUGCUUAUCGAGCUUAUAAAAAAUUAUUAAAUAGUGAUAAAAAAUUACCUGGUUUGGAGUUUAGUCCACAGCAAUUAUUCUGGAUUAAUUAUGCAAAUGUAUUUUGUGAAAAAAAUUCAAAUGAAUAUUUAAGGAAUUAUCUAGAUGGUGUACAUCCACCUUCUAAGUUUAGAAUUAUUGGUACGUUAUCUAAUAGUCCAGAAUUUGCAAAAGAUUUUAAUUGUCCAUCUGGAUCCAAUAUGAAUCCAAUAAAAAAAUGUUUCAUCUGGUAA
Molecule: messenger RNA, 1398 nt
Organism: Aphidius gifuensis
Lineage: Eukaryota; Metazoa; Arthropoda; Insecta; Hymenoptera; Braconidae
Product: endothelin-converting enzyme homolog
Exons: 4
Coding region: 1-1398 (465 amino acids)
Biological process (GO): protein processing
Cellular component (GO): plasma membrane
Molecular function (GO): metalloendopeptidase activity
Source: RefSeq, a predicted model, not a curated record